AUGUUAGGACUUUUAGAUAGCGGCGCAAGCAUUAGCUGCUUAGGAGCCGGAUGUCUUGACCUCGUUAAAUCAGAGGGUGUUUCAUUUAAAUCCUUCUGUUCAAAAGUGAGAACAGCUAGUGGUCAGAACCAACCUAUUAUUGGUGAACUUACUACUUCAGUAACCUAUAAAGGAAUAACAAAACAAAUAACAUUAUAUUUAGUUCCCUCAUUGGAACAAACCUUGUAUCUAGGUGUCAAUUUCUGGAAAUCCUUUGAAAUUGCACCUCAGAUAAUUUCAGAGAUAUCUUCUAUAGAUUUAGAUAGUUGUCGCGAUUCAAAUGCUCACGAGCUAUCUCCAGAUCAGACAAGUAAACUACAAAGUGUUAUAGGCUUGUUUCCAUCCGCAGCCAAAUUUGGGCUCGGUAAAACGAAGCUAGAAGAACAUACAAUAAAUACAGGUGAUGCUGAGCCCGUGAAACAGCGGCAUUACCCGGUUUCUCCCGCGGUACAGGCGCUGAUGUAUGAUGAAUUGGAUAGAAUGCUUGCUUUGGGAGUAAUCGAGGAGAGCCAGAGUGCCUGGAGCUCACCCAUGGUACUAGUACAAAAGCCUGGGAAAAAUAGAUUAUGCCUCGACUCCAGAAAAGUAAACAAAGUUACGAAAAAAGAUGCAUAUCCUCUUCAUCAUGUUGAUGGUCUGCUUAGUCGCCAAACAAACACGCACUUUAUAUCCACUGUGGAUCUAAAGGACGCGUUUUGGCAGAUACCGCUUGAGAAAACAUCAAGGGAAAAGACCGCGUUUACCGUGCCUGGCAGAGCCUUAUAUCAAUUCACGGUAAUGCCCUUUGGUCUCUGCAACGCUGCACAAAGGCUAUGCAGGCUCAUGGACAAAGUGGUGCCACAUGAAUUGAGACAACACAUCUAUGUUUAUUUGGAUGAUUUGUUGGUAGUUUCCUCGACAUUUGAAGAGCAUAUUACCAUUCUUACGAAGCUUGCAAUGCUUUUGAAAAACGCUGGCUUAACCAUUAAUUUGACAAAAUCGAAAUUUUGUUUCAAAGAAUUAAAAUUCUUAGGUUAUAUAAUAGGGGGUGGAUGUAUCCGGACAGACCCGGAUAAAGUUUCUGCCGUUAAGAAUUUUCCCAUUCCAAAAACGAAAAGACAAGUGAGAAGAUUUUUGGGUUUAUCUGGUUGGUAUAGGCGUUUUGUAAACAAUUAUUCAGCUCUAGCUGCACCGUUGUCAGAUACGACCAAAAACAGUAAAACUUUUGUUUUUACGCCAGAGGCCUUAAAAGCGUUUGAGGAACUCAAAAGAGCUUUAACAUCUUCACCUAUAUUAAUCAAUCCAGAUUUUCAAAAACCUUUCAAGAUACUUUGUGAUGCGUCUACGACAGGUGUAGGAAGUGUUCUGUGUCAGGAAGAUGAGGACGGUAUUGAAAGGCCAAUCUUUUAUUUUUCCCACAAGUUGUCUCCAGCGCAGCGAAACUAUAGCAUCACCGAAUUAGAAUGUUUAGCAGCGGUCCUUGGAGUAGAAAAGUUUAGAUCCUAUGUAGAGGGACAAGAAUUUACAGUCGUCACUGAUCAUGCCAGCCUGCGUUGGCUAAUGAGUCAAAAAGACUUAACCGGACGAUUAGCCCGUUGGAGCCUCCGGCUUCAACGCUUCAAAUUCGACAUAGCUCAUAGAAAGGGGACACAAAAUGUUGUUCCAGAUGCGCUUUCUAGGGUCUAUAGUGUAGAUGAAAUAGCAUCUUUGGAUAAUAAAUCAAGUGCCAGCGAUGUUUUACAAAUUGAUCUCACGGAUCCAACAUUUCAAUCUGAUGAAUAUAAAGAUUUAAUUAAUACCAUUGAAACUAACCAAAACCAACUACCCGAUCAUCGAUUAUCAGAUGGCUACGUAUAUAAAAAGGUGAAACCUUGUACGGGUGAUCCUAUCGAGGAUGAUUGCAUUUGGAAGCUCUGGAUUCCAUCCUUGCUAACAAAAAGCUUAAUACAGUUAGCGCAUGAGCCUCCAAAAGCAUCUCACGGUGGGAUUGCCAAGACACUGUAUCGUUUACGCGAUCGAUUUUACUGGCCUAAUAUGGCGGCUCAGGUGAAAUCGUUUGUAGGACAAUGCGAUGUAUGCAAAACGACAAAAGCACCGAAUUCAAUCCUAAGACCACCAAUGGGACAGGCAUUCAUAGUAGACAGGCCAUUCCAACAUGUCUAUGUGGAUUUUUUGGGUCCAUACCCGAGGUCUAAAAAUGGUAACACACAUAUUCUAGUUUGUCUUGACCAAUUGACUAAAUUUGUGCUUGUUAAAGCCUUAAGAAAAGCCACUGGGGAAAAUGCUAUACGAUUUUUGGAAGAUGAAGUAUUUUCAAUCUUCGGAGUACCCGAGUCGUUAUUGUCCGACAACGGUAAACAAUUUAUUGGGAAAGAAUUUUCAAAAUUUCUGACAAACUAUGGCACGAAACAUAUAAAAACAGCAUCAUAUGCUCCACAAUCGAAUGCGAGCGAACGAGUCAACCGCUCCAUCCUUGCCGCAAUUCGAUCAUAUAUAGGUAAAGAACAGAGUCACUGGGAUCAACAUCUACAAUCCAUCGUUAGUUCUCUGCGGUCAACCAUUCAUUCCGCGAUUGGUAUGUCGCCCCAUGAAGCUCUCUUUGGCCAUAGUAAGAUCGAGCAUGGUUCGGAUUAUGAACUUCUUAAAAAACUUAAAAGCCUGAGCAACCCAGAAUUUACUAUCAUUCCGAAAUCGGCAAAAAUGAAUAUAAUUCAUAAGAGAAUUAAAGACGCUUUAGCGCAAUCACACAAAAUUUAUGAAAAAAGUUACAACUUACGGAGCAAAGGUCGCCUGUAUAAGAUAGGCCAGAAGGUGUUCAAACGAAACUUUAUACUAAGCGAUGCCUCUAAAAACAGGAAUGCAAAACUUUGCCCAAAAUUUGUUCCAGCAUUAAUUAAGAGCAUAGUAGGCAAUAGCUUAUAUGAGCUUACUGAUUUAAGUGGUAAUGACCUAGGAGUUGUACAUGGUAAGGACAUUCGUGAGUAA
Episyrphus balteatus (marmalade hoverfly) is the source of this 3003-nucleotide messenger RNA. RefSeq lists its product as uncharacterized. The coding region runs from base 1 to 3003 and encodes 1000 amino acids. The record is from RefSeq and is a predicted model, not a curated record. The transcript has a single exon. NCBI's taxonomy places the organism in Eukaryota, Metazoa, Arthropoda, Insecta, Diptera, Syrphidae. Gene Ontology annotation, molecular function: nucleic acid binding. Gene Ontology annotation, biological process: DNA integration.